Molecule: messenger RNA, 8019 nt
Organism: Tetrahymena thermophila SB210
Lineage: Eukaryota; Ciliophora; Oligohymenophorea; Hymenostomatida; Tetrahymenidae
Product: ubiquitin-activating enzyme E1 family protein
Exons: 14
Biological process (GO): protein sumoylation
Cellular component (GO): cytoplasm; SUMO activating enzyme complex
Molecular function (GO): SUMO activating enzyme activity
Source: RefSeq, a predicted model, not a curated record
AUGUCUGAAGGUGAUUACGAUUACAAUGAGGAUAUGGGUAAUGAGGAUGAUUACUACUAUGAUGAAAACAAUGACGAUUAUGGAUACGAUGAGGAACCAUAACAUAACGAGGAAGAUUAUAAUCAUUAAAUGGAGGAGGAGACACCAGCUGUUUAAGGGUAGUUAGAAUAAGCAGCAAAGAAUACAAUUAAAAAUAAGGUUUCAGUGAAAGAAUAGCAAGAUAUAAUAGAUUUUUUAAUUUCUGAUCACAAAGCCACAAAGCCUAUUGCAGUCCUUUUACAAUAAAUUGAACCAUUGUUAUUGAACAAAGAGGAAAUGCAACUCAUAUUUUUAAGAAUAGGAAAGCUUUUAAAUGAAAUAAAGAGAUAAAUUCAAUUGUUACACAAUGGAGGGUCUUGGAAAUUUGAUAAAAAUGGCAUUGAUAAUUUAAAUGAGCUUAUUGAAUUUACUUUCAGGUUUUUGUAUAUUUAUUAAUACAGUUCUUUGGAGUAAUUCAUUGAUAAGACCAUCUUACUUAAGCUAGAUUUUGAUAAGCCCUUUACCAAAACUCUUUUAAAUUUGCUUUUGAAGAUAGACGACUAUGCAGAAAGCAUUUCGUUUACAUUUACUGAUAACAUCAAGAAGGUAUUUGUCUUUUGUUUGAACCCUAACGAACCUUUUACAAAUCAAGAUGAUGGUAUUUUGAAUACAAUUUCAGCUUAGCUCAUUGAUGUUAUGGGUAUGGAACCAACUCAUCUGGUCUUUGACACUCUAAUUUUAACUUAUUUUUCUAAUCCUUUAAGAAUGAGUGUUGUUUUAGCAUAAAAUAUUAUGCAAAUAACUUCAUAGUUAGAAAGCUACCUAUAAUCAGUAGACAAAGCUCUUAAGUUAAAUGAACAAUUGCUUGUUUUAAAAAUGAUUUAGCUACUUAUUUUUGCCAGUCAAAGUGAUGCUAAAAUACUUAACAUACUGAUCAGCGAAGAGUUAGAUAAAAGACUAUAUGAUACAGUUAAAUUCUCUGAUGUUUCUUUUAUUGGAGAUGGUAAAAAGUAGUGGUCUGACGAUGCAAGACUGAUCUAAAGUAUUGUUAUUUUAAUUAAGAUUAUUAUAUCAGGCAAAAAGAAAAUUGAUUAAAGAUUCGCUUAGACUUUACUUGAUGACUUCCUUUUCUUGAUAAAUCAGAACAAAUUUAGUUUUAUUUAUUCAAUCAUUGUACCUAUCUUAACAACAAACGAUACACAAUACAUUCCUUUCUGCUUACAUAAAACUUGGGAUAUCAAUUCUGUGUAAAAUUUCAACUCAUACUUGAAAGAUAUAUCUAAAAAAGGAGUAAACGCAAACUAAAUUCUUACAGAUUGCAGAGUACCUACUGAUUUGCUUGACGAAAGAUAAAGAGAAUAUCUUUAUAAUUCUUUUAUCAAAACUGGAUAAAAUAAAGAUAUAAAAGGUGUCUGGCGUAAAAUUAUGCAAAUAGACAGAGAUAACCCCACAAUAAGCAUAGAUAAGACUCUCCCACUUCUAGAAAACGAACCUUAAACUUUAUUUAUUUUCAACUGUACUUAUUAGGGAACAAAUAUUAAGUUUGGUGUCUAUGUAAAGAAUAAAAUUGAAAGCUUCAAAAAUCUUUAGCAGAAUAGCGUAUUCGACAAAUCAAAUAAAAAUUUAAGGGCUACUUCAAAUGCAGAAAGCUUCUUCUUUUAUAUGGAUGAUUAAAGAAUGUUCCAUUUAAAAUCAAAUUAAAGGAAAAAAUUAAAAACACAACAAGGAACAAAAUGGAUUACAAGCAACUAGGAACCAUUUGCACCAAACAUGAAAGAUUUGAUCAGAAUAGAAUAUUCAGGUAUUAGCUUCAUUUUAGAUGAGGAUAUUGCCAUUUACAUUAAUUUUGGUAAUAUUGAUUUGAGCAAGUUCGAUAUUCCUUUCUAAGAUAUCGAUUUAGAAGAUGCCUUUAUUGCUAGUUCUAAGCUUAAUAUCGAAGAGAUUUUCCUUGAAAACGCAGAAAUCUGGCAUUUAGAAUAAGAAAAUGCUAAUGCAAAGAUAGAUUCUUACUUAUAAAUGUUCUCUUAGAAGGAAGACUUGCAAUCUAUCUACAUUCAAUAUUUAAAAUAUUUCCGUUUAGAGAAAAUUUCAAUCGUUCCUCACUACAUUACAUUAUAAGGUUUGAUAACUAAUUUUAUCCACUAAGAUAAUAGCAAUAAAAAAGUAGUAAAGAAAAUAGCUAGCAAGUUGGAUGAUGAAUUGCAGCUUUCUUCCACAAUUAAAUAAUUAGAAUAUAUUUAUGAUGGCAGCAACACCAACAAAAUACUUGAUUUAAUUGUUCCAUAUUCAUAAGCAAACUUGUUAAAACUUCCCUUUGAAGAAGAGUUUAGCAAGCUCUAUGAAGUUAAUAAGCUUGGUAAAAAUUAAAUGAUUGAAAUUUUCUAGAAUUAGUGCUAGGGAAUAACAAAAAUCAUAUAAAUAAUGGAUAGAGAGGCACAAUAGCAAUACUCUCAAAACCUUAUGAUCUUCUUCUUUGAAGCCCAAAAAUUCUUGACCCUUCCUCAAUUUGCUAAUCAUUUAAUUAUUUAAAAGGAUUUCUUUAAAAUAAUUUUACAAUUGCUAUUUACUCAGUAAUUUGCUAACAACAAAGUUGGUAUUGUAAACUUCCAUUAGGCUGUUUAUAUGCUCUUCAAAUCACUAAGAAGAUUAUUUAAAUAUGACAAAAGUAGUGAAUUGAGACAAUUAUGUUUUAGAAAGAACAUUCUAUAGGAUAUACUUUCUAAAUUUGAAAUAUACAAUGGACAUUUGCCAACUAAAAAAAAGAAUAAAAAGCCAAAAGUUGUUAAUGAAGUAUUUUAAGAAUCUUCUUCUAAAAAUAAUGCAAGCUCUUCAUUAACCUAUGGUAGCGGUGGAAGCUCCAAUCUUUCUAAGAAAGGUGUUGGAUAUGGAAACGGUAGCUCAGAUACUUCUUGGAUGAAAAACUAUAGCAGCGGAUAUAGCACUGCUGUCUCUGAGGAUGCAUUAAAUAAUUAAAAUAAUUACAAUAAUUAUUAUGCUCCAGCACCCCCAAAAUAAAAUGUUUCUAACAAUAUUUUAGGCUUGAAAUAAAAAUAAGAUAAUUUGAUUUACAACGAUACAUCAACUAUUAAAAGUUAUGUUGGUUCUGAAUUUGUAGCUAAAAUUUUGAAGCAGCUCUCUGCUUGUAUUUAGCAUUUCUUUGAGUUUGAUUAUAGCUUUUAAAUAACCACUGAUAUUUAUCAUAAAAUUAAGUUAUCAACACUUAAUCCAAUACUCAUAAAUAUUUUUGAUACAAACAGUUUACUUGACUCAACAAAGCGUGCUUCUUUCUUUAAACCAAUCUUGAUUUUGCUCUAAAAUAUUGCUAAAACCGAUGAACUCUUAGACUUCUUUGUAUGGACAGAAGACCACUUAGAGAAACUAUAAGGAGAUUAUGAAGAAAAUGAUAAAAUAAAAGUUGAAGAUGUGAAAAAUUAAAAAUGCCUAUAUUCACUUCUCUCCUCAAUGAGAGAUUAAGCAGAGUUUUUUGAAAAAAAUAUAUUAAACUUGGAUUAGAAUGAAUCUUUAUUCGAUGCUCUUAAGUUGUCUCCUGCUUAAAGAGAAGCAAAGAUAAAAGAGAUCGAAGAAUAAAAAUCCAUGAUUUAGCUGUACUUAAAAACAUUUGAAAUAAUGGAAAAGGCUUUAAAAGAAAAUGAUUAUCUUUCAAUAAAGGAAGUUGAAGACAACUAAAAUUAAGAAACCUUAAAUCAACUAGAAGUUGGUAAGAUGCACACUGAGUAGUUCUUCAAUGUUUUGCUAAAACCUCUCUGUGUAAGUACCUCUGUAGGAGUUACUUAAAAGCACCACUACUCAAGUUACUUUAACUCAGGAAAUCCUUCUCCUAUAAAAAUGCAGAGACUCAUAAAAGAAAUAGCAGACUUAGCUCAUUCACUACCUAUGACUCCCCAAAGUUCUAUAUUUGUUAGAUAUGACACUUCUAGAAUGGAUGUAAUGAAAAGUCUUAUUUUUGGUGCUGAAGAUACUCCUUACGCACAUGGUGCAUUUGUCUUUGAUAUGUUUUUUGAUGACUCUUAUCCUUAAAACUCUCCCAAAGUAAACUUAGCAACAACAGGCUCUGCAAAAAUUAGAUUCAACCCUAAUUUAUAUCACUGUGGUAAAGUCUGUCUCAGUUUGUUAGGAACUUGGAGAGGUUCAUCGAAUGAAAAUUGGAAUCCAAAUAUCUCAACAAUAUUGUAGCUCUUAGUAUCUAUCUAAGCAAUUGUCAUGAGUGAAUAUGUCUACUUUAAUGAACCAGGCUAUGAAGGGCAUGCAGGUACUGCUGAAGGAGAAAAAUUAAAUAGAGGAUAUCAAAAUAUAGUUAAAAUUGGUAAUAUCAGAUAUGCUAUGAUCGAAUAAAUAAAUAACCCUCUUCCAGAGUUCAAAGAAGUUAUAAUGAUGAGCUUCUUUUUGAAGAAGGAUAUGAUAUUGAAAGAGUGCGAGAAGUGGCUUGAUUAAGCUGAUCAACCAGCUGAAUAUACUGGAUUAGUUAGUUCUCAUAAUAGUACUUUCUGCUCUGAAUUAAGUGGAGAUAAAUACAAAAAAGUUUUACAAAAAGAAAUCAAUAAUCUAAAGACAUGCUUUGAAAAACUAAAAAUCAAUAUUUCUCAAACCAUCAAAUUCACCUAAAAAAAGAAAAAAAUUGUAGAAAUAGAUUACGAAAAGCCUUCAAUAUUAUUUUAAUCUGAAGAAUCAUUCAAGCCUAAAGUUUAAACACAAGAUAAAAUGCUUGAUGAAGGAAGAGUAGUCGAUGUAAAUAACGUCAAUAUUUCAUACGACGAUGUAAAGAAAACUCAAAAUAAAGAAAUAAAUGUUGAAAAUUCAGAAGUUACUAAUAGAUGGUCUCGUUAUAUAGGAGCUUUAGGAAUAGAUGCAGUCAAAAAGUAAGCAAAUGCCAAUGUCCUUUUGGUCGGUUUAAACCAUGUAGGUGUUGAAAUAGCUAAAAACAUAGUCUUAAGUGGUGUUAAAAGAUUCAGCAUAGUUGACCAAGAAAAAGUCACUCUUUAAAAUAUAAUAGGUUAAUUUUUCUUGAGCGAAGAAGACAUCGGUAAAAAUCGUGCUGAAGUUUCUAUCAAAAAAAUACAAGCUCUAAAUGAAUAUGUUUCAUGCGAUUUUUCAGCCAAUUACAAUGAUUUAUUAAAUCAAACAACAUUUUUCAUUGAAAAUUAUAAUGUUGUCAUCCUUUGCAACUUAGAUGUUAAAAUGGCCACUAAAAUCAAUAAAAUCUGUAGAGAAAAAAGUAUAGGAUUUAUUUACACAUAAAGCUACUCUGUAUACAGUAGAAUAUUCUGUGAUUUUGGUUCAUCUUUCACUGUUAUAGAUAAAGAUGGAGAACAAGCUUAGGAAUAUUUGAUCAAAAAUAUUUCGAGAGAUAAUGAAGGACUUGUCACUCUUUAAACAGGUACCAAACAUUAUUUAUAGGAUGGCGAUAUCAUUGAACUUAAAGAAGUAAUUAGCUAGAAUGAUGGAAAAAGCUUUAAUUUACAAUAAUUCAAAGUUAAAAUAAAAGACAAUAAUUCAUUUUAUAUUGGAGAUACUAAAUAGUUUGGAACUUACAGCAGAAAUGGUAUUGCAAAACACAUUAAAUAACCACUAACUUUGAAAUUUAAGUCUCUUGAAGAUAAUAUAAGCAAUCCUAUUUUUGAAGAAAAUCUGCUUCCUAUUUUUACAGAAGAAGAAACAGCUUCUAGAAAUGCUUAGAAUAUUUGCUUCAAUGUUUUGGAUUAGUUUGUUUCUACUUAUAGCAGACUUCCACGCCCUUGGAAUACAGAAGAUGCAUCUAAUUUUUAUUAAUUAGCUAUUUAAAGCUCAUAGACAAUCUAAAAGCUUAUUGAAAGUAAAUAAGAAAAAGCAAUAUAGUUAGCUUAGACUGCUAUUCUCAGAUUUGCAUUUACAUGCUAAGGAUAUAUUCCUUCUUAAGGAGCUAUCAUUGGUGGUAUUGUAGCUUAGGAAGCCGUUAAAAGUAUUACUAAGAAAUGGGUACCAAUAAAUUAAUUAUUUAUUUACAGCUGUGAAGAAUUAGCAGCUGAUGUAAGCAUAGCCGAAUAUAUAUAAAAAUAUGAUUAAAAAUCUAUAUAAAUCGAUUCUUACUUACAAAAUAUUUCUAAUAAAUAUGGACUUAAUUUCAAGAAUGAUAAAUAUGAUAGCUUAAGAGUCAUAAUUGGAGAGGAAAUUUUAGAAAAAAUCAGCAAUGCUAAUACAUUUAUGAUAGGUGCUGGUGCUAUAGGCUGUGAGCUAAUUAAAAAUCUCUCCAUGAUAGGUUUCGGUAAAAAAGGCUCAAUAACUUUGACAGAUCCAGAUAUCAUAGAAAAUUCUAAUCUCAAUAGGCAAUUCCUCUUCAGAGAAAAGCACAUUCGUCAACCAAAGUCUAGCGUUGCAGCUGCAGCAGCUAUUUUCAUGAAUAAGGACUUGAAAAAUAGUAUCACUGCCAGACUAGACAAGGUUUAUGAAUAAACAGAGCAUAUAUUCAAUGAUACAUUUUUCUAAAAAUAAAAUAUCAUACUGAAUGCACUUGAUAAUGUCUAGGCACGUAAAUACAUGGAUAUAAGAUGUAUUUAAAAUAGAAGGGCUUUAAUAGAUUCAGGUACCUUAGGACCAAAGGGUCAUGUUCAAGUUAUCAUUCCACAUUUAACUGAAACUUAUGGAAGCUAAUAAGACCCUUAAGAGGAAGGUGAUAUUCCUCACUGCACGUUAAAAAUGUUCCCUGAGUAAACCCUUCACUGUGUAGAGUGGGCUAGAGAUAAAUUCGGAAGAAUGUACCAACAAAAGCCUUAGAGUUUACAGAGAGUUUUAGAAGCCUUUAGAAAUAACUAGCUGAAUUCUUUAGAAGAAAAGACUUUGAAUGAAGGCUUAAAAAUGUUGAAAAAAUAUCCUAAAAAUUUUGAUGAUUGUUUGCAAUAUGGAUUAAAUAAAUUCUAUAAAUUAUACAAUCAUAAUAUACUUUCUUUAUUGCACAUAUACCCACACAAUCACAAGAAUAAAGACGGUUCAUUCUUCUGGACACUCCCAAAACGUCCCCCAAAUGCUCAGUAGUUCAAUCCUUCAAAUGAUCACCAUUUAAAUUUCAUAUUAUCAUGUGCAGCCUUAUAAGCUACAGUGUUUAACAUUAAAAUUAACUACAAUUUAAAGGAUGCUAACACUCGUGCUAAAUUAUCCUAAUAAAUAUAAAAAAUGCAAAUACCUUCAUUCAAGAUAGAUGAAAAUAAAUUGAAAUCAAUGAAGCAAGAUGUUGAUAAAGAAAAGAAUAAAUAGGAAAAUAAAGUGGAAAUGGAAAUAGAAAAGCCUCAAAACAAUCUUACUCCAUAGCAGCUUGUUAGUGAAAUUAAGACAAUUUGUUCUAAAUUUAAUGUCAAUAAAAUUCAAAUAUCGCCAUAGGAAUUUGAAAAAGAUGUUGAUGAUAACUAUCACAUAGAUUUAUUGCAUUCAAUGGCUAAUUGCCGUGCUAUUAAUUACACUUUAGAGCCAAUGGAAUGGAUAGAUGUAAAGCUCAAGGCAGGAAAAAUUAUACCUGCUUUAGUAACAACAACAUCGAUUGUAGCAGGUCUUUAAAUUAUAGAAACAAUAAAAAUUUUGAAAGAAGUUAAAAGUGACUUUUAUAAAAAUGCUUUCUUGAAUCUAAGUUUGCCACUUCUUGUUUAGCCUGAGCCAUAAAAAGCUGAGUAAUUCAAACUUGCAUAAAAUUUAAAUACAACUGUUUGGGACAGAUGGGAAAUUAAAAUAAGUAAAGAAAACGAUAGUUUAGAAAAGCUAUUUAGCUACUUGUAAAAAACCUACAAGAUAUAUCCCCAUGAUGUAUUCUAAGGAAAUAAACCUAUUUACAUAGAAUAAUUGAUGUUACUUCCUAACCGCGAUUAAGAAAGAAAAGACUUACUAUCCACAAAACUGAAUAAAAUAUUAGAACUUAAAUCAAAAGAAGAUAAUUUCGUUGACAUUAAUGUUACUUUCACCCAAACUCCAGAAUAUACAAACUAAUUAAAAGGAGUUCCAUUAAUUAGAUUAUUCUUUUGA